CCGGCGGCAGGAGGAGCCACCGCGGUGCCGCUGCCCGGCCCGGGCGCUCCUCCCGGCAGGGCCCGGCCCUCGGCCCCGGUGGUGCCCCCGAGCGGCCCGGCCCGGCCCGGCCCGAGGGAGGGAGGGAGGCAGGGAGGGAGCAUGGCGCGGCCUGUGGGCCGGCGGCAGGAUUCUGGAGAAUGCGUUGCUGAACUGAGGGAAUGGAGACCGGUCGUUUACAGAAAGUGCACGGACCCUCUGUGGCUGCUCCUUUUCUUCCUUUUCUGGGCCGGUUCGAUGUUUAUAACUGGCUAUGCUGUGAUGGCUGGUGCGGCAGAAAGACUUGUGCUUGGAUAUGACAGCUUUGGGAACAUAUGUGGUAGGAAGAACACUCCUGUAAAAGGGGCACCCCUUUCUGGACAGGACAUGACUAAUAAAAAGUAUGUGUUCUUUCUGAAUUCAUGCAGCCUGGAAAUGCAAAGCCUCAAAAUCAGUUCAGUUUCCUUGUGCGUGUCUAGUUGUCCACAAGAGCAGCUCAACUCUUUGGAAGACCUCCAGAGUUUUGCAAGGAACAAUGGUUCUUGUCUUUGUGUUUACAACCUGAACGUUUCCAGCUACACACUAAAUCCAAAGGCAGCUGAGUUGUGUCCCACACUGCCAGUUCCACCAAGUAAAUCUUUUCCAUUAUUUAAUCGGUGUGUUCCACAACAUCCUGAAUGCUAUUCCAAAUAUGCAUCUGUCUUAAUAAGUAUGGUUAAUGAAAUGGAUGUUUUUCACCGAAUUCUGAGUGGAAUAUUGGCAGGAAGAGAUACUGUGAUAGGACUGAGUGUCCUUGCACUAGCUUUCUGUUUUAUAGUGGUUUUAACCUUCAGAUUCAUUCGGACACUUCUGGUCCAUACUUUGAUUGCGCUGGUCAUAUUUGGGUUGUUAUUUGUCUCAGGUGUCCUCUGGUGGCUCUACUAUGACUACAGAAAUGAUCCCAGCACUGAACUGGAAACACAAAAGGAGAAUGUAAAAUUUCUGCUUGGAUAUGCUAUCUUCUCUACAAUAAUUACAAUUGUUCUGCUUUCCCUUAUACUUGUGCUGAGAAAGAAGCUUCAGUUCACUGUACAACUCUUCCAGAUUGUUGGUAAAAUGAUAAGCAGAAUCCCUUUCCUCCUUUUCCAACCACUUUGGACCUUUCUGAUUCUGAUUGUCUAUUGGAUAUUCUGGGUUGCUGUGCUACUAAGCUUAGGAACUGCAGGUACCGCACAAACCACUUCAGAAGGACAAGUAGAAUACAGAGCUCUGUCUGGAAUUUGCUACAUGGCAUGGUACCAUUUCAUUGGCCUUAUCUGGACUAGUGAAUUCAUUCUUGCCUGUCAGCAAAUGACAAUUGCUGGGGCAGUGGUUACUUGCUACUUCAACAGAAACAAAAAUAGCCCACCACGUCACCCAGUCCUGUCUUCCAUUUCAAUUAUUUUCUGCUAUCAUCUAGGAACUGUUGUAAAAGGCUCAUUUUUAAUUGCUAUACUGAGAAUACCAAGGAUUGUUCUCUUGCACCUUUUUAAUAUCCUAAAACAAAAGGAGAGUGCAUGUGCAAAGUGCCUGUUGAAAUGCUGUUCCUGCUGGCUGUGGUGCCAGGAAGGUUGCUUAAGUUACUUUAACCAGCAUGUAUACACAACUACUGCCAUAAAUGGAACAAGUUUUUGUACAUCAGCAAAGGAUGCUGUCCAUAUUUUGGCGAAGAGUUCUGCUGAAUUUGCAUCCAUUAGUUGUUGUGGAGAUUUUAUCAUAUUUCUAGGAAAGGUGUUUGUUGUAUGUUUUACUGUUUUUGGAGGAUUGAUGGCAUUUAACUACCAUCGGGAGCUGCAAGCUUGGGUAGUUCCUCUGUUGCUGGUUGGAUUUUUUGCCUACCUGAUGUCCCACAGCUUCCUGUCUGUGUUUGAAGUGACGCUGGAUGCCAUGUUCCUUUGCUUUGCUAUUGAUAUGGAAACAAAUGAUGGAUCUGCAGAGAAGCCGUACUUUGUAGAUCAGGAACUGUUGAUGUUUGUGAAUCAGAGUAACGACUUAACAGAAGGGCAUAAACACAGAACCAUGAGAAGUGACAACGAAGAUGGGACAGAGCUCCAGCCUAUGGUGAGGAGGGAAUAUGGGCUGUGAACUUGUCUGCCAGCUGCUGUUUGCCUUUAUGUCCUGAGAAGAAAAGAUGUAGACUGUUGUGUCUUCUGAUGUUUCACAGCGACAAACAUUUCCCUUCAUUGCUUUCAGUCCUCAGGAACCCCUCUGCUGGUACAAAAUGGAAGGAUGAAAUACUUACACUCAUCCUUCUUCCUGUUCCCCAGUGUGCCCAGCAGAGGAUGAGAAAAAUCAGACAAUUGCAAGGUGAUGGGAGAGCAAUCCUCUUUGGAUAGUCCUUCACAUGCCUGCUGUAGGAAAGUCAGAACAGCAGCAGGCUGCUUGAUUUGUGAACUCUUUCCAGAACUGUAAAGUUAGAGCUUAGAUGCCUACCCUUUCUUCUCCCCCCACCCUGGCAUGUCCUCUACAGUAAUUAAGUAUUUAUUGCCUCUGUUUUAUGCUGGGGUAAAAAAGCUGAGAUGCUAGAAGGGAGUGUUCUCCCACACCCAAGCACAGGAAUGUCCCAAAGUGAAAGCUCACCAGCUGCCAUCUGAGGUCUGCACAUUGCCCGAGCUGAGGAACUACCCCACCAGCUGAGAAUCUGGGGCGAUUUUACCCCAGCGCCAGGGGGCUAAGCCAGGGCUGCUGGAGGAAGAUGCAGCAGCUACUCUGGCACCAGCUCCUGCUCCACAUUACUACUAGCAUCUUGCAUCCUAGCUACUUGUUACGGGGGCACAGAGACUGUGGUGAUUUUUCUUGUCUACUUUGAAGAGGUCCCAGGCUCUAGGGUACUCUCCACUGUCUUGUGGGCAUUCUGCUGUAGGCAGGUGGGCUAGAGGGCACUGCUUCAGUUUCUAAUACUUGUUCUUUUCACCGUGUGUGUCUGUUACUGUAUUCUUCGGUAAUAUUUUGGCAAGCACAGAAACUGGGGGGGUUUCUGGUCCCUAAGAGAUAACUGCAGAUAUAAGACACGAAAGAACCGUAAUUAUUUUCCCAGUUUACUUUUUCAGGCAUAUAAAUGCAAUAACAGGAGCAGUGCUACACAUUGCUUGAUUCCUUUUUUCUCUGUUUGUAGACUUGAAUGUGAAGUACACCAGGAAGUAUGAAGGCAAACCAGCAAUAGCAAAAACAGUUGCAGAAAAAAAGUAAAGGUUACCAAUAACCCAGGACAAAGUAACUAUUAGGUCUGUAAAUCUCUGUUAAAUCUGUUGCACUGGUAAAAUGACCAUCUAUUUGUAUGAAUAACGUGUUUCAUGUCAGCAUAUCUUAUUUUUAUUAAUAGACUUGUUAUGAUAGUCUAUGAAAGUUGUUAAUAAACAAAUUCCUCAUAAAUUUCUAUGUCCUUUAGCUAAAAAUACUGAGUUUACAAGGUCAUAGAGCUGUCCUUUUUACCUUUGUAGCAUGUCAUUCAACAUGUGUUUGUUUGUUUUUUUUUUCUUAUCAUGCUUCUUUGGGCUGGUUGUGCCUGGAUCAGAAAAUGUAGAAACAUUUGCAGAGGAGCACUCCAGUUGUUUCCUGAUUUAUUCAGUAUAUCUGAACAGACAGUGCAUCCAAUUAAGGAAUGGCACUGAGCUCAUUGAUGGAAACUCUCUGUAGUCAAGAUAAUUAAUAGUUAUGAGGUACCUGUCAUUGUUGUAAUUAGACUCUAUUGGGAAUGGUCUUCACAAGUCAGUGUCAUAAACCAUCCACUGGCUCCUCUUCAAAGGGCAGAUGAGGAAUGGCUUUUUUGUGUGUGUAAAUAAACAACUACCUUUUCUUUGCAAUUGAAAAGACAAAGCAAAUACAAAUUGUAGCUGGAUUUAAAGCUUGACAAAGAAGUGGUGGCUGAACAGAAAUGAGAUAAAAGGAUAACAUAAAUAAUAAUUUAUGAAUAAGUGUUAGUUGAAACAUGGAUAUGAAAUACACAGUAUCAUGGAGGAAUGUAGAGGUGACUGACAGGGCUUUAAAUCAGAAGAGGGAAAGAAGGUAAGUUUAGAUGCAGUUUAAGAAGAAAAACCGUUUUCUUGUGAGCAGAUUUGAGGUCUGUUUAAACUUCAUACUUGGACUGUUUAUAAAACACUUUCACGGUCCACCUUGUUCUGGGUAUGGGGUUAGUUUUAGAUUUUAUUUAGUGCAAGGUGAUUUUAUUCUUUCUCUCUUUGAAGAGAGGUUUGAGGUGGGAAGAUGACUCCAACUAGGUAGGGAUUUCAGUAUGCUACACCUCAAGCACAUCAGGAAGCAAGACAUUACUGCAAGUUAAGUGACUGAAACUGCUGUAACGAAUAAGACCCGUAGAAUAUAUUGCUAAACCUCUGAUUAGUCACAGCUUGGAAGUGACAUACAUGUACAGAAUAGUAAAGCUCAUUGAUGGUCAGAAUGCCAAAUCUAUUUUCAUCUGAAUGCUGUUAUCUGAUCUGCUGCUGAAAGGAGACUAGUUAUUUGCCCGGGGAUGCUCAGAAAUAGUGGCUGCUUAUUCCUCGUUUAAAUAACCUGUCUACUUUAAUAUGAGCCACUUCAAGAAGUGGAAGGAUAAGGGAUGGAUGAUGGGAAAGAAAAAGAAAGAUUAAUUGCUUUCUGGCUGGCAGGUGAGGUUGCUGAUCUGCUUGGCUGUGACUCACUACCUCAUCAUUAUUUUAAACUAUACACUUGGGUACUUCUGGUGCUUGUUUGUGGAUGCUGUGGCAACUGAAAAUUACACUGAAUAAGCAAUAGCACUUUAAUAUUGAGAAAGUGUGCAGAUAUAGUACUUACAGAGGGAAAAAUUCUAUCCUCUUCCACAGGUUUCAGUAAGAUUGUUUGAAAAUUAUAGCGUCUGCACAAUGUAAAAAUGAUGUUUCGCAAUUUACAAAGCAUAGUAGGUUGCCUUGGAAGUUAGAAAAAUCAGUUACUGUGCAUUAUUUUUUCCCCAGUUUGUAUUUGAUACUCACACUGCAUGUUUUGGCCCUUGACUCGGAACUCAACUGAGUGGUGGAAGAAAGGAAGGGACAUUUCAAGAAAUGUAUCUCCAUUUUCAGACAGUCCUUAUGCUGGACACUUUCUAGAUAACUUCCAGGGGUACCUUUCAGUCUCAAUAAUUCUGUGGUUAUGUUCAUUGCAAUUAUGAUUCAGUAUCAUGGCCUUCAGUGCAGUUACUGCAUGGAGAAAGGACUUUUAGAUGCUUACUAGGAAGUUUGGUGUGUAUUUCAAAGAAGGAAAUUAUUGAAAAUCACAGUUAAACUGUACUUGAGUGUGUUUCAUUUAAGCAGUGCUGUACUGCCUGUAGUCCAGAAGUUACAACUGUGACAACAGAAUGUUUUCAGUCAGGUAUAAUUUUACAGAACAGUUCAGAAUGUUUACCUUUUAACUAUAUUUUGUACAGAAAGCAUAGCUUUAUAGCUUUCAGGUGCAACACAAGACUUCCUAAUCAUAUACAUUCUUCUAGUAAUUAUGUCAACAGCCUCCAAAUGUUGCAAGGAUCUUCACCUGAGUAAAAAGCAUAAAGCACCCGCAGGGAAGCUGAUGCUAUUUAGCGCUUGUUACUGCUGUCCUCCCCUGCAGGAUACCUAGUCAGGCAACUGUAAAGCAGGCUGGAGUAGGUGCAGGGGUGGGUGUAGGAAGGCAGGCAGAGCUCGUGAGAAGUGUAGUUAGUACUACUGUGUGUACUGGUACUUGUCCAAGUCAAUUCUGGUGUUUGUAAUGUCUGCCCCACAAGGCAGCCCAACAGCACAUGGACCCUUCUAGACUGACUGAUGCUAUUUCCUGCGCCUACAGAAGACUGGAUUCCGAGGAAUGGAAGGUACUUUUGAAAUUACUUCCCUUAAAAAAAAAAAAAAAAAAAAA
This is a messenger RNA of Anas platyrhynchos (mallard), 5874 nucleotides long. RefSeq names its product solute carrier family 44 member 3 (gene SLC44A3). Gene Ontology annotation, cellular component: membrane. The record is from RefSeq and is a predicted model, not a curated record. Gene Ontology annotation, biological process: transmembrane transport. Lineage: Eukaryota; Metazoa; Chordata; Aves; Anseriformes; Anatidae. Gene Ontology annotation, molecular function: transmembrane transporter activity.